Penicillium psychrosexuale is the source of this 1065-nucleotide messenger RNA. RefSeq names its product WD40 repeat domain-containing protein. The record is from RefSeq and is a predicted model, not a curated record. Bases 1 to 1065 code for a protein of 354 amino acids. Gene Ontology annotation, biological process: RNA export from nucleus; transcription-dependent tethering of RNA polymerase II gene DNA at nuclear periphery. Lineage: Eukaryota; Fungi; Ascomycota; Eurotiomycetes; Eurotiales; Aspergillaceae. Gene Ontology annotation, cellular component: nuclear pore. The transcript is spliced from 3 exons. Gene Ontology annotation, molecular function: RNA binding; ubiquitin binding.
AUGUGGCUCUCCAUCUUCGGAUCUGACAUUGUCAUCUUAUGCCAUCCUCGACCACCCCCCGAGGACAGUAUCUCCGAACUGGCCUGGUCGCCUAUCGCCAACCAUCUCGCCGUAUCGUCCUGGGACCACAAUGUACGGAUUUACGAUGUGACGCGCUCGGUCAAGGGCGAAGGCAAGGCGAUGUUCUCCUUCGGCGGGCCCGUCCUGAGUUGUGCCUGGUCGCCCGACGGCUCCAAGGUUGUGGGCGCGGGGGCCGACGGGUCGGCGCGUCUCGUAGAUCUAGCAAGCGGCAACCCCACUACAGCUCAGGCCCAGCAGGUGGCGCAACAUGACGCCCCCGUGCGCAGCGUGCGCAUGGUCCAAAUUCCCAACAGUCAGGCGCCGAUCGUCGUCACCGGGUCGUGGGAUCGCACCGUCAAGUACUGGGAUCUACGCCAGUCCACCCCGCUUGGCGUCCUGGAAUGUCCCGAGCGAGUGUAUGCCAUGGAGAUCUGCCAGGGCCAAUUGCUGGUCGCCUUGGCCGAUCGCCAGAUCAGCCUCGUCAAUCUCAACCAGCCCACUACCGUCUUCAAAACCCUACAGAGCCCGUUGAAGCAUCAGACGAGGACCAUCUGCUGGAUCCCCGACGGGUCCGGCUUUGCGGUCGGCAGCAUUGAAGGUCGAUGCGGUGUCAACUAUAUUGACGACGCCAAAAAGCAAUCAAACUUCACCUUCCGAUGUCAACGCACCCCCAAAGACAACGACCCCAAGAACCAACUGGUUUAUUCGGUCAAUGCAGUAUCCUUCCAUCCGCGCUACCACACCUUCAGCACUGCCGGCUCCGAUGGCACCUACUGUUUCUGGGACAAAGACGCCCACCAUCGGCUCAAGUCGUUCCCUGCCGUCGGACACAGCAUCACCUCUACCGCCUUUAACCUCGACGGCAGUAUCUUUGCCUAUGCGAUCGGCUAUGACUGGAGUAAAGGGUACGCCUACAACACGCGCGAUUAUCCGACUAAGAUCGCCUUGCACCCGGUGUCCGACGCCGAAUGUAAGCCGAAGGCGACCACGACCACUCGGAGGUGA